ACCAUCAACACCCACGUGCUGGGUCCCCAGGACGCAAUUCGACCAACCAGAAGAAUGGAUUUUAGAGAGGCUUACUCCAACACUUGUUCUGCGGUUGGCCUUGCUGCCAGGGAAGGAAACGUCAAAGUCUUACGGAAACUGCUCAAGCGGGGACGGAGUGUUGAUGUUGCUGACAACAGGGGAUGGAUGCCGAUCCACGAAGCAGCCUACCACAACUCUGUAGAGUGUUUGCGGAUGUUAAUCCAUGCAGACUCAUCCGAAAACUACAUUAAGACAAGGACUUUUGAGGGCUUCUGUCCAUUACAUCUUGCAGCAAGUCAAGGACACUGGAAGAUUGUCCAAAUCCUUCUAAAGGCUGGGGCAGACCCUAACGAAAUGACUCUGGAGGAAACCACGCCGCUGUUUAUAGCUGUUGAAAAUGGGCAGAUGGAUGUGUUAAAAAUGUUGCUUCGGCAUGGAGCAAAUGUUAAUGGAUCCCAUUCUAUGUGUAGAUGGAAUGCCCUGCACCAGGCUGCGUAUCAGGAAAAUGUUGAGAUCAUAAAGUUGCUUCUUAAAAAGGGAGUGGACAAGGAAUGCCAGGAUGACUUUGGGAUCACGCCCUUAUUUGUGGCUGCUCAGUAUGGCAAGCUGGAAAGCUUGACUGCGCUUAUUGCGUCAGGUGCCAAUGUCAACUGCCAAGCCUUGGACAAAGCUACCCCAUUAUUCAUUGCUUCUCAGGAGGGUCACCUAAAAUGCGUGGAACUUCUGCUGUCCAGCAAGGCAGAUCCUAAUCUUUAUUGUAAUGAGGACAAUUGGCAGUUACCUAUUCACGCAGCUGCACAAAUGGGCCAUGCAAAGGUCUUGGAAUUGUUAAUACCUGUUACUCACCGGGCCUGUGACACGGAGCCUGAUCAAGUGAGCCCUGUUUACUCAGCUGUGUACGGAGGGCAUGAAGAUUGCCUAGAAGUCCUGCUCCAGAAUGGCUACAGCCCUGAUGCCCAGAUGUGUCUCGUCUUUGGCGUCAAUUCCCCCAUGUGUAUGGCGUUCCAGAAAGACUGUGAGGCCCUUGGGAUUGUGAAUAUUCUUUUGAAGUAUGGAUCCCAGCUAAAUGAACUGCGUUUAGCCUGCUGCCUGAACUUUGAGAAGUUUUCGGUCUUCCGCUACUUUUUGAAGAAAGGUUGCCCCUUGACAGGGUGGAGCCAUUUAUCUGAAUUCAUAAAUCACGCGGUUGAAGCCCAAGGACGCUACAAGGAAUGGCUGCCUCAUCUCCUGCUCGCUGGGUUUGACCCACUGAAUCUACUGUGCAGCUCUUGGAUUGACUCAGUCAGUGAUGAAAUCCUUCUCUUUACUCUGGAGUUUACGAACUGGAGAAGACUUCCUCUUGCUGUUGAAGAGAUGCUCUCUCUUCGUGCCUCACAUUCCUCUUGGCUCCUGCAGAAACAUAUUGCUUCUGUUCCGUCCUUGUCCCACCUCUGUCGCCUGGAAAUUUGGUCCUGUCUGAAACCAGAACACCUUCGAGCUGAGAGUUUUAUCUCUCAGCUGCCACUUCCUAAAAGCCUUCAGCAUUACUUGUUCUAUGCCGACGUGCUGAGGGUGAACGAGAUUCCAGACCUGCCCCUUCUUCAGGAUGGACACGUCGGUGAUGUUCCACAGCACAGCUCACUAUAA
This is a messenger RNA of Elephantulus edwardii (Cape elephant shrew), 1647 nucleotides long. It is a transcript of the gene ASB3, whose product is annotated as ankyrin repeat and SOCS box containing 3. Gene Ontology annotation, biological process: RNA processing; intracellular signal transduction. Lineage: Eukaryota; Metazoa; Chordata; Mammalia; Macroscelidea; Macroscelididae. The coding region runs from base 55 to 1647 and encodes 530 amino acids. Gene Ontology annotation, molecular function: RNA nuclease activity; RNA binding; protein binding. The transcript is spliced from 10 exons. The record is from RefSeq and is a predicted model, not a curated record.